Messenger RNA from Punica granatum (pomegranate), 2218 nucleotides. The record is from RefSeq and is a predicted model, not a curated record. Lineage: Eukaryota; Viridiplantae; Streptophyta; Magnoliopsida; Myrtales; Lythraceae.
AGCCUCUUUCUCUUCCCUUGUCAUAACUCAUGAAUCUCCCGCCAUUGACUGAAACGAAGACUCACCGUCUCGCCAUUGCUGCUCAGACAGAGCGAAGCUUGCUUGAGCUCUGAGCUUUCCCGGAGAAGGAAGAGGGAGGGAGAAGAAGAUGGUCAUCAGGAGCCUCACCUUCAUCCCCGACGACCCCGACUUCCUCAACGUUCGCCCAGGCUCUCCUCAUCCCUUCUUCUCUCUGAUCUCGUCAGCCUCGUCUUCUCCCGAUGUGUGGAGCAACUGCAUCAGCGGUUUCGCCGCCGGAAUCGCCUCGGCCCACCGUCGGUGCCGGUCCACUCCCGAUCUUCAAGCUCUGGAGCCUGUCAGAGCUGAAGCAGGAGCAGCUGAUGAAGGCCGCGCGCAAUUACUUGAUCGAACUUCUGCGGGAUAUCCGACUUAUCUAGCGCCAACCCAGGUUUCAGAAGUUCGUUCACUUUUCGGCAGAGUUGGGGGAAUGGCAGUAGACCUUCUAGACGCAGUUACAUUAGGGCUGACCAAGAAAGGAAAUGAAAUGGACAUCUUAGCUUUCGAAGUGGCAAAUACUAUUGUAAGAGGUGCCAAUCUUAUGGAAUCCCUGUCGGAGGAAAGUAUCAGGCAUUUGAUGGAAGUCGUGCUUCCUUCAGACGGCGUGCAAUGCCUGGUAUCUGAAGAUAUGAAUGAACUUCUGAAUAUUGCUGCUAUGGACAAGAAGUGGGUAACCAGGAUUCUCUCGGAUCCGAAUUUGGUUACCUUCUCAACUGCCAGAGGUUCAGUCAAAAGUAGGACCCGAGACAUUGAUUCAGCAAUUGAUGAUCCUGGUUCAGCAUACUGCUUUUUAGAUCUCUUCCCUUCCACUUCCCUCCUGUCCAAACAAAGCCUAUUGCCGACCUUUGAUGCUUUGAGAGUUCGAAAGGAGUUAUAUUAUGAGUUGCAGGUGUUAGACAGGCUUAAGCAAGACUAUAUUCGGGCUGUCCAUGAUUUUGAUAGCUCAAGUCCUAAUCAAAGAGGAACCCGAGACAUUCUCUCAAUCUUGAGAGCAAACUUAAAGGUCCAGCUGAGGCGCGUUAGGAGUUUGAAGAAGAAAUCACUGUGGUCAAGAACUGAAGAAGAGGUGGUGGAGCAGCUUGUUGACCUUUGUUUUUACUUGCAUUCCAAGCUUCAUGAAGCCUUCGGCAUUGUUGGCAAUAGCCAUCUGACAAAUCAUAGAACGCUGGGCUCUGCUGGGUGGGAUUUACAUUAUGCGAACAUUAUCACUCAGAUCAGUGCUCUUGUUUCCCAGCCUAGAGCUGUCACUCCGAAUGUAAGAGAUGCCUUGUACCAGGGAUUGCCUCGCCAUGUUAAGUCUGCUUUACACCGAGAUCUGCUCAAAUUUAAUGUCCCAGAAGAGCUAAAUCUCUCAGAAAUCAUAGAAAUAAUGGAAGAAAAGUUGCAAUGGCUCGUUCCAAUGGCCACUAAGACCAUAAAAGCUCAUCACAGCUUUGGUUGGCUUGUGGAAUGGGCAAAUUUCGUGACCAAUCCAACCAGAGAACCUGAAGAUGUGAUCAGAAUUGAGACACUGCACCACGCAGAUAUCGAGAAAACCGAUCUCCAUAUACUAGAAUUGCUCUCAUGGCUUCAUCUUCUGGUGGGCCGUUCGAGAGCGCAGGAUGCUGGAGUUAGAUCUCCAACCCAGGAUGUGGUCCAGUUAUCUCUUCCUAGACCGGAUUCCAGCUCUGAGAUUGAAAAAACUCUGGGAACAAGCGGGAACCUGAAAUUUGGCAAUGCAAAAACUCUGGUGAUCAAAAGCCAUCAUAGGCAUGCCACUAGUAGUAGCAAUUCUGCAGUGACCGAGACGGAGAGCACAUUUUCACGUGAGAGGCCCUUGUAUCCUAAUAUCAACUUCAACAUGGACUGGACCAAAGUGUUGGAUGUUAUCGAUGGAGUGGACACAAUGUAAAACUCAAAAGUUGGUGUUUCUUCUCAACGUCUUCGAAACUUUGGUCAGAUUGAGAGUGGACACAAUUAAAACACAGAAGUUGCCUGUAUUGCUUUGGAUGUAUCGAAAGGGAAUAACGCGUUCGAGUAGAGCAUUUGGUGGUUAUUGCUCCAUUAAUGCAUGUAUAUCUUCUUCUUCUUCUUUUUGAUAAGAUGUAUGUAGAUCUUCGUGUACAUAACAAUAAUGGCUAGUCGUUCUACUAUGUAUAAAAUGAAUUUCAAUCUGUUUCAA